This is a messenger RNA of Penaeus chinensis, 1460 nucleotides long. RefSeq lists its product as uncharacterized. The record is from RefSeq and is a predicted model, not a curated record. The transcript has 7 exons. Bases 30 to 1052 code for a protein of 340 amino acids. NCBI's taxonomy places the organism in Eukaryota, Metazoa, Arthropoda, Malacostraca, Decapoda, Penaeidae.
AGGAACGUCCUGUUGAACACAUAUUUAACAUGAUUCAUUGCUAUUCACUUUGGAUGCGUUGGUUCGUGCGCUUGGCGAUUGUCUUCUUACUGGUAGUGUUGUUGGCGCUGAUGAGGAGUGACGAGGCGGGACACACAAACUUGGAGACACGGAAUGACACAGCAGCGGAAGUGCUGACCGACGCAGAGAGCGCAGCGGCCGUCCAGCGCGCCAGCCCCGACGUCACAGAGGCAUUUGAGAUUCCUACUCGCAAGUACAUCGUCCCAGGGUGUCCUUGUGCCAGGCAAGGGCUGGACGUGAGAAUCCUGCAGGCGAGGCAACGCGAGGCCAGAGAGCGGCCUGGGGCGUUUCCGAAGUGGUUCCUCAGCCGGUUCUCCUUCGAGGGAGAAUCCACGUGCUCGGAUUUCGCCACGCAGCGCGGGGGGAACCAGAGGGUCGUCAGCUACUCCUACUACACGACAACUGGGCAGUCAAAGCCAGGGAGCGAGGACUUCCACAAGUACCUGGGUCAGCUGUACGGGACCGCGGAGAAGGUCCACACAUCGUACCCCGACUGGGUUAUGAGAAUCUACCACAACGUCUCCAUCGAGGACGCGUUCGGCAUGCAGACGCUGUGCCACCUCCACUGCAACCACGGCCAUGUGGACCUCUGCCAUGUCCACGACCUGCCGGGCCUGGGGAAUCUGCAUGCCAGAGGCGUCGCCGGCCGUCUGUGGCGCUUUGCCGUGAUGGGAGACCCGACCGCGGAGUUGUUCCUUUGCCGAGACAGUGACAGUUGGAUCCUGAACAGAGAAGUAGCGGCAGUGGCAGCGUGGUUACAGUCUGGUCGUACUUACCACCUCAUCCACGACCACCCAAGUCAUACGCACAUCAUAAUGGCAGGAUAUUCACUCUGGAUAACUUCGUCUGUGCACUGGCAAAAACGAGUCCUACUUGUGCGUGGCUGUGUAUCAAAGCACAUGAAGAUUUAUAAGGAAAGAAAGAAGAUAGGAUGCAUUGCUGAACUAAUGAGGAUGGACCAAAGGAUUCCUUUUCUUUAUUUCCUCAUUUAAUUGACAUCUUGGACUAUUUUUUUAAAGUUAAAUCAGAGGACAGUAAUUUUUUCUCCGCGAGAGAAUGCGGACCAGUGGGUUUUUUUUUCCCUACAUAUACUUUCAGUGAUUAAUCUAUUACUGUUCUUGCCCAUAUAUUAAUCAUCUGUUUCAUAUAUUCUGUUCUGUUUCAAAUAUUACUAUUCUGUUCGGUUAAUUGUCACUGGAUACUUGAUUGUGAUUUGUACUAUGAUUAUCUUGUAUUGAAGUUUAUCAUAAAAGAUGUAAGAUGUAAGACUUUUUAGUGACAUUUUGUGAUUUAAAAAAGCAUAAGGACUUAUGGUUAUUGUGAAUUGUAGCUAUUGCUGGUAUGAUGAACGGAACCAUCAUAACAGUUGUAUGUAAAAAUAUACUGGGUAUGAAGAAUAA